Molecule: messenger RNA, 741 nt
Organism: Funneliformis geosporum
Lineage: Eukaryota; Fungi; Glomeromycota; Glomeromycetes; Glomerales; Glomeraceae
Source: the annotation of a GenBank genome assembly
AUGUUUAGGUUUAAUCGAUACAAUCAUAUUUUCCCGGAUGGCUUGAAAGAAUCUUAUAAAGAAAAGAAAGAUGAGAUUUCCAAAGGAAAAAAAAUCCUAGGCAUUUGCAAAAAAAAACUUAGGGAAUUUGACGACUUUGAGGAGUCUGAAAUUCCUGAAUUAAGAAAAUUUUUGUUGAUAUCUCGUACUUUGUGUCUUACCGACUUGAAAAUAGAUAACCUAAAUUCAGAGAAAAGCAUUCUCGAAUCGUAUGGCGCCAAUGAUGGGCCAGAAAAAUAUGAAACGAAACAAGAAGAUAACGAAUUAGAUUUAGAUUUUAGUAUGGAUUCAUAUAUAUUCAAAUAUGGGAUCAUAUCUGGAAUUAAUAUUGAUGAUAUCCCGGAUGGAAAUUCUGAUGACUCAUGCUGCAUCAAAUCCGGUUAUAAAUCUCCCAAAACUGAUCAUGAAAGUGGCAAUGAUAGUCUAAUUGCAACCGUCUCAUUUGAGGCUUCGCAGGAACUUUAUGUCAAUGAUAAUGCUAUAGAAUAUGAUGAAAAGGCGGUCUUUGAUUAUAAUGAUCACUAUUAUGAAAGGAAGCCUUCAGUCGCUGUUUCAUUUGCACCCGAAGACAGCCACGAUAUAUUAGUCCCAAGUCAAUUGGGCAAGCGCGAUCGGGGCUUUGAUAAACAAAAUGCUUUGGAUGUGGCAAGUCAAGCAGUUUGCAAGAAAGUUAAGCCAUCUAAAGCUCAACAUUUGAUUUGA